AUGAAAACAAAGUUAUUAAUAAUACUUUCUAUUUUUUUAAUAACAAUUUAUUUAUCUUUAUUGUUAUAUCAUCCAAAUGAAAUACCAUUCAAAUAUGAAAUAAAGGAUAUCAAACCACCACAACCAAAGUACAAGAACGGCUUGUUUGACUUAUCCAAAUUCAAUUACAAAGGGAGGUGUGGAGAUGUUUUUAAAUACCAACCAAGCAAUGAACAAGAUUUAAUUUUAUACAGUGGUUCUAUUGAAUUAAAUGUAUGGAAAAAAAUAAAGAAAUACGUUGAUAUAAUCCAACCAAUGAUAAAUGCUGUUAUGCCAAAAAUUACAAAAGUGUUUCUCCUCAUUGGAAAACCUCCAUCAAUAACCUUUUUAGAAGAAAUGGAAGGAUAUGGUGUGACAGUUAUUCAAAUGACAAAUACUUCUCAACAAAUAUCAAAGAAUUAUGCAGUGGUUCAAAGAAUUUUUAUUUCAUUAAAGUAUCUAAAAGAUAACAAAAACAAAUACAACCGAGUAAUAUUUUCUGAUUUUAGAGAUGUUUUCUAUUUCAACGAUGCAUUUGCAACAUUCACGAAAGAUGAUUUAAUUCUUUUAAUGGAAUGUUAUGGGGUAUAUUCAAGAAGAUGUUCAACAUUUAUUCAGCCAACUAAUAAUAAAUGGGUCCAAGAAGCUUUUGGAAGAGAAGCUGCAAGUUCAUUUGCAAAACGUAAAGAAAUAAUAAUUAAUGGAGGUAUUUUCUUUGGUGGAAUUGAUAAAAUUAUUGAAUUAUUAACAAUUGAAAUAAAAAAUAUUGAAGGAAAAAAGUUUACUUGGGGUCUUGACCAAGCAGCACUUAAUUAUAUUUAUUAUACAGGACAAUUGGACCAUUUGAACCUUACAAAAGAAUUUUGUUCUCAACGUCUUUGCUUUACAGAGUCUAUUACUAGCUUUUAUAACUUUUCAUCUAAAACACUUACUUCAAGACCAAGUGGGUGUUCUCCAGUUAUUAGACAUAAAAUUAAUUUCGAUAGUAUACACUUUCUAUAA
This is a messenger RNA of Entamoeba dispar SAW760, 1020 nucleotides long. RefSeq lists its product as uncharacterized. The transcript has a single exon. The record is from RefSeq and is a predicted model, not a curated record. The coding region runs from base 1 to 1020 and encodes 339 amino acids. NCBI's taxonomy places the organism in Eukaryota, Evosea, Mastigamoebida, Endamoebidae.